Molecule: messenger RNA, 1344 nt
Organism: Camellia sinensis
Lineage: Eukaryota; Viridiplantae; Streptophyta; Magnoliopsida; Ericales; Theaceae
Product: U-box domain-containing protein 21
Molecular function (GO): ubiquitin protein ligase activity
Source: RefSeq, a predicted model, not a curated record
UCCCAUUCUCCAUUCCUAACUUCACAAACCUCAUACACACAAAACCAUCAACAAAACCCCUUCUAAUUCUCUCUCUCUAACUCUCCCUACAUCUUCAACUUUGAUUGAUUUACUAUAUACCCAACCAUGAUUUCAUCUUGGAAAUGGCGAAGAGCGACCCGCCACGCUGGCAAGAACCGUGACACUAAGAAAAGUAUAUCGGAGAGUAUUCCAACGCCUAGAAUGCCCGUUAUUAGCUCAUUCGAGGUGUCGGAAAUUCUCGCCGGAGUGGCAGCCGCACGGCGGCGAGGGGACGGUGAAGGGUGCUUAGAAUUGGUGGCAAAGAUUAAGGCGUUGGUGAAGGAGAGCGAGCGUAACAGGCGGUCCAUGGUGGCUAAAGGAACCGGUAGUGCUCUAUCAGAGACCUUUGAGGCCUUCUCAGAGGGAAGUUUUGAUAGAAACAAUGUUGUUUUGGAGGAGAUAUUGUCAGCUUUGACAUUAAUGUUUCCACUUGAUGAAGAAGCCAUGUCUCGUCUAUCUUCAUCUGCAUCGUUGGACUGCAUUGUUCGGCUUUUGACGCUCGGAGAUUUAUCUGCGCGGAGGAACGGACUUUUGGUUCUGAGAGAGAUUGUAUCAUCGAAUCAACAGAAGAUAGAAGCUUUGGCAGAGAUUGAAGGCACAACCGAAGCUUUAUUGAAGUCGAUUAAAAACCCAAUUUGCCCUGCAACCACAAAAACUUCAUUGAUGAUUAUAUACUACAUGGUUUCGUCAUUAUCACCUUCUCGUUCAACAAUUGAUAUCAGAGCACGAUUUGUAGAGAUGGGUAUGGUGUCAUUGCUUCUUGAAAUGCUUGUAGACGCAGAGCGAAGCACGUGUGAGAGGGCGUUAGGCAUAUUGGAUGGACUUUGCAGUUACGACAAAGGAAGCAAAGAGGCCUACCACCAUGCAAUAACUAUGCCGGUUUUGGUGAAGAAGAUACUGCGUGUUUCGGAUUUGGCAACAGAAUUCUCAGUUUCAAUCCUCUGGAAGCUCAUCAAGGUUGAGGAGAGGGAAAAGGGAGGUGUUCUUUUUGAAGCUCUUGAAGUGGGUGCUUUUCAGAAGCUCUUGUUGCUCUUACAAGUUGGGUGUGGUGAGAAGACAAAAGAAAAGGCAUGUGACUUGUUGAAGCUAUUGAAUCUACAUAGGGAUAGGUUGGAGUGUAUUGAUUCUAUGGAUUUCAAGGGUCUCAAAAGGACUUUUUGAAAGCAGUUCUAAAAUGAAAAGGUUAUAUACUUAUAGCAGUGUUUGUGAUAUUUUUUCAAUUCAUUGUACAAAUAUACAAAGAGAAUUUUAUUAAUUUACAUGGCAUAUUGAAAUUCUUUCUUA